GUUCAACGCUGCAACAGUAAUCUUCAAGCUUUUCUCUUUCAAGAUUUCCAACCCUUUUUUUCUGAGCCUUAAGACUCUAGUCUCAUCUCUGUUCCUCACAGAUCUUUGAAGUCAUGGAGGUAGUUCAGCGUAAGAUCGUUCUUUCACUUCUUUUUGCUGCUUUUCUGCUCAUCCCUUCGAUUCAAGCCAAGAAAGUUAACUAUUGUGAUAGGCAAGGUAGCUAUGCCGUUAAAGUGUCAGGAGUUGAGAUGUCUCCAGACCCUGUGGUGAGGGGGCAGCCUGCUACCUUCAGCAUCAUUGCAUCUGCAGGUGAAGCCAUUUCAGGUGGGAACAUGGUGAUCGAUGUUUCGUUUUUCGGGGUCCCCAUCCACAAGGAGACCCAUGACCUUUGUGGGGAAACAUCGUGCCCCGUUUCAGUUGGCGAUUUUGUGAUAUCUCACACCCAGGUUUUACCAGGAUUCACACCACCGGGUUCCUACACACUAAAGAUGACGAUGACCGAUGCAGAUGGGAAGAUGUUGACUUGUGUUAGCUUUGAUUUUAAAAUCAAGAUAGGAUCAUCGGUAGCUAGUAUUUAAGUGGUUGAGGAUGGUCCGAUAAUGUUGCCUGUUACGUCUACACAUUGUAAAAA
Molecule: messenger RNA, 631 nt
Organism: Telopea speciosissima
Lineage: Eukaryota; Viridiplantae; Streptophyta; Magnoliopsida; Proteales; Proteaceae
Product: putative phosphatidylglycerol/phosphatidylinositol transfer protein DDB_G0282179
Exons: 4
Coding region: 114-578 (154 amino acids)
Biological process (GO): intracellular sterol transport
Molecular function (GO): sterol binding
Source: RefSeq, a predicted model, not a curated record